This is a messenger RNA of Pistacia vera, 474 nucleotides long. RefSeq names its product heavy metal-associated isoprenylated plant protein 27-like. The record is from RefSeq and is a predicted model, not a curated record. Gene Ontology annotation, molecular function: metal ion binding. Lineage: Eukaryota; Viridiplantae; Streptophyta; Magnoliopsida; Sapindales; Anacardiaceae. The coding region runs from base 1 to 474 and encodes 157 amino acids. The transcript has 2 exons.
AUGGGCUUUCUUGAGGACGUCUCUGAACUCUGCGACUGCCAUGGCAUUCGCAGCCACAAGAAAUUCAAAAAAAUUAAGCAAUUACAGACGGUGGAGAUUAAGAUCAAGAUGGACUGUGAAGGGUGUGAGCGAAGAGUGAAGAAAUCAGUGGAAGGCAUGAAAGAGGUGACACAAGUGGAGGUGGAGCCCAAGCAAAGCAAAUUGAUGGUGAUUGGGUACGUGGACCCCGACAAGGUGCUGGAACGCGUAAGACAUCGGACGGGAAAGAAGGCGGAGUUCUGGCCUUAUGUACCGUAUGAUGUAGUGCCUCAUCCGUACGCGCCAGGCGCGUAUGAUAAGAAGGCACCACCUGGGUACGUGCGAAACGUGCUGGAGGACCCCGAAGCCUUUGCUCUCGCACGUGCUAGCUCUUUCGAAGUCAAGUACACCACUGCGUUUAGUGACGAGAACCCUGCUGCUUGUGUGGUUAUGUAA